Xylaria bambusicola is the source of this 1323-nucleotide messenger RNA. RefSeq lists its product as uncharacterized. The record is from RefSeq and is a predicted model, not a curated record. NCBI's taxonomy places the organism in Eukaryota, Fungi, Ascomycota, Sordariomycetes, Xylariales, Xylariaceae. The coding region runs from base 316 to 1233 and encodes 305 amino acids. The transcript has 3 exons.
CAACAUUGAAAAAGCCUGGCCCAGGUGGACGUGAAGAAUGGCCCCAGCCCCCCUCUGGCAAGUUUGAUUGGCUGAAUGCUUGCCGCUUGCCACUCGGCCAGCAGCUAACAGGGAGGGCUAACAGGGAGGCUAAUGGGCCCAAGGCGGCGACGCAAACGUGAUGUACCCGACUCUACACCCUCUAACUCGCUGACUGCCACACGCACCCACAGCAUCAUCACCCCAACGGCAUCACCAACAUCAAGUUCUAUUCUCCACCCUGGCGGCAAGACCCUACCCUACCCUACACCCUGCUUCAACGCAUAAAUAAGCACCAUGUCUCGCAGAAGGUCGGCUGGUCCGGUAUGCUUGGAACAAAUAGGAACCGAACUUGAACCAUCAACGUCAACAUCAACAUCAACAGGAUCACAGAAUACCAUGCCUUCACAUAAACCCUCUCAACCCCUUCCACCCAUGUACCCAAAGCCUAACAACAAGGCUGCUACCAGUUUGAUCCUACGACUCUACCCUCUCAUCGCUUGGUCGCAUAUUGAUCCUAAAUAUUGGGAACAAUUGCAGAUCACUUGUAGCAAACUCGAUCUCAGUUGGGAGUCGGAAAAUGGAGGGAACUUCUUGCGCCUGAUGACACACGAGCAGAUGCGACGCAUCGCCCGCCAGUACGCGUUUGACCAGAUAAGGGAUCCAUCCAGAGAUCCCCGCCACCCAUUCCACGACUCAGAUCAUAUGGCCAGCUACCUCAGCCGGCAUCUCGACGCUACUUCCGAUGAUGGCAAGACUCUUGUCGAGCAAUUGCCAUGGGAUUGCAACCCACCCGAUCACGUCAUGUUAAAUAAACUUCGGUAUUUCCCUGCUGGCUGUAACUGGGCGGUUGAGAACAUUUUGGAUGUUAAAGGUGCCAGCUUGCCACACAUCAAUUGCACCUUGACAGAAGCCGGAGAGCUCGACGAGAGCACGCUCAUGUUCAGUGAGGUGUGGUGUAUCCUGUGGCUAACUAUCCACUGCCAUCGUGACCCGCAGAAGGCGAAGUUCGAAGUUGUGCCGGUCACCGUUGCAACCAUCUCGGGUCCCACCUUCCGUAUAGUACAAGGGUAUGUGGAUGGCAAGACAGGGAUUGUUAAUAUUCGAAAGUCUGCCAUCGUGCCUAUAGGUCCGGAUAAGAAUACAAUGAAGGAACAGAUGAUGCUGAUGGUAAGAUGGCUGAUAGCUGAACCGGUCUGGCCAAGCCGGCACUAGGUUCUGUAGCAAGGUGUCGUUCUCCUCGUGUUACGAUAAAACGGAUAAACGACCCAAGGGCAAUCCAUGGACCAAGCAAAUCAGAGGGUU